Macadamia integrifolia is the source of this 2313-nucleotide messenger RNA. RefSeq names its product serine/threonine-protein kinase STY46-like. NCBI's taxonomy places the organism in Eukaryota, Viridiplantae, Streptophyta, Magnoliopsida, Proteales, Proteaceae. Gene Ontology annotation, biological process: protein phosphorylation. The record is from RefSeq and is a predicted model, not a curated record. Bases 444 to 2228 code for a protein of 594 amino acids. Gene Ontology annotation, molecular function: protein kinase activity; ATP binding. The transcript is spliced from 16 exons.
UCUAGCAGGUCGCAGCUCCCUCUCUCUCUCUCUCUCUCUCUCUCUCUCUCUAGACCUCUCAAGUCCUCAAAGCUCAAGGACCGCAACACACGCAAAGCUGACAUUCUUAAACAUUCUUUAUUUCAUCUCAGUAUUUUCUUCUUUAAUUCGUGACGAACCUUGUUUGCUACAGUUCUGGAAGACGGAUACCCUUGGCUGUCAAUAAAAUCUCUAGCUUAUCCUUGAGUUCGUACCGAUUCUUCCCAACCGUCUAUGAUUCUUGUGUCGCUGACCGGACUCCGGAGUUUGUUCAUCAUUUCUCCUUCUCUUCCUCUUCAAGUCUCCUGCUUUCUUGUUUUCGUCUUUCUUGGUUUUCUUGUUCAGCAAAUUUUUGGUUGCGACUUGUGAUGUGAUUCUGGUUUUAGUGAUGAGAGGGUGGUAGAUUGCUAUCGAAGAAAACAGAUAUGGAGUUGUUUGAAGGUGUUGGCGAGAGUUCCUCGCCGCCGAGGAGUUACGGGGGUUUCUGUGGUAAUGAUAUAAGGAACGAUGUUUAUAACCGGUUGAUAGAGAGUGGAAAUGAGGAAGCCGUGUCUAAUCCAGAGUUUCGGGAGCAGUUGGAUGCUCACUUCAAUCGCUUGCCUGCUAGAUAUAUACUAGAUGUCGACAUGGAUAGAGUGGAAGAAGUAUUGGUGCAUCAAAAGCUUCUUGCUCUAGCAAAGGAUCCAGAUAAGAGACCAGUGUUCAACGUUCGUUACCUGGAGACUAUGCAAACUAGCAAGGAUGGAAAUGAUGAUUUACAACAGCGUUCAUGGAGUUAUAUUGAAGGAGUUGAACAUGAUGGAGUCGUGUCAUCACAGAAGAGAAAUGGGGACUGUGAGGUUGAUUUUGAACCUUGCUCAAGGCUUGGGGACUUAAAUUUGGAUGUUAGAAAGAAUGCUGAGGACAUGGAGAGAAGAUAUCUUACAGAGGCUUUUUCUGGAAGGCAGGAACUUUUCCAAGUUUCACUAUACAAAAUCAUUUUUUCUACCAUUGACAAGCCCAAACUUCUCAGCCAGCUCUCUGCUUUGCUUUCUGACAUAGGGCUGAACAUCCGUGAAGCACAUGUGUUUUCGACAACUGAUGGCUACUCAUUGGAUGUGUUUGUAGUUGAUGGAUGGCCUGUUGAGGACACAGAUGGUUUGCACGAGGCAGUGGAGAAAGCAAUUGCAAGAAGCGAGGGAUCACUGUCUGGUUCUUCCCCUUCACAUUCAGUCAUAGAGAAGGCACCAGUAACCCAACCUGAAUCUGGUGGUUGGGAGAUUGAUAGAAGAUUGUUGAAGAUGGGAGAAAAAAUUGCAUCUGGAUCUUGUGGAGAUUUGUACCGUGCCGUUUACCUAGGUCAGGAUGUUGCUGUUAAAAGUCUUAGAUCUGAGCAUCUUUAUGGAUCUUUGGUGGUAGAAUUCAUACAAGAAGUAACAAUUCUAAGGGAGGUUCAACAUAGGAAUGUUGUUCGUUUUAUCGGUGCAUGCACAAAACCGCCAAAUUUCUGCAUAGUAACAGAAUAUAUGCCUGGGGGGAGUCUCUAUGAUUUUUUGCAUAAGCAUCAGAAUGUCUUGGAACUCCCGUUGUUGCUGAGGUUUGCCAUUGAUGUUUGCAAAGGAAUGGAGUAUUUGCACCAAAACAACAUAAUUCAUCGGGAUCUGAAGACAGCCAAUCUACUCAUGGACAUGGACAAGGUUGUAAAAGUGGCAGAUUUUGGAGUAGCUCGGUUCCAAAACCAAGAGGGAGUAAUGACAGCAGAGACUGGAACAUACAGAUGGAUGGCUCCUGAGGUUAUAAAUCAUCAACCGUAUGAUCAGAAGGCUGAUGUGUUCAGUUUUGCCAUAGUACUAUGGGAACUUAGAACAGGCAAGGUCCCAUAUGAUACCUUGACACCUCUUCAGGCUGCCUUAGGAGUGAGACAGGGGCUCCGACCAGAACUUCCUGAUAAAACACACCCUAGACUGUUGGAGUUGAUGAAGAGAUGUUGGGAGGCAGUCCCUAGCAAUCGGCCUUCUUUCUCAGCUAUUACAGUUGAACUUGAAGAACUGCUCCAAGAGGUUCAGACAGUAUGUGAACAUGUGGGUUUGCGACUCCUCAAGCGGCAUCUCCAGGAUUUUCGAGUGAGGAACAUUUUUCACAAUUCAUUCUUUCUUUUGUUUUUUUUUCCUUUACAUAUUUCGUUUUCCACAAUCGUCAAAGGGUCAUCAGAAUGUUAUAGAGGAGGUUAGUGGGAGGAGGGAAAUCCAUGAAGGCUUGUAAGAUGAUUGUAUCCAAUUCUAGUGUUAAAUAGCAAUAUCUUGGUCAGGUCUGUAA